Astyanax mexicanus (Mexican tetra) is the source of this 11595-nucleotide messenger RNA. RefSeq names its product rho-related BTB domain-containing protein 2. The record is from RefSeq and is a predicted model, not a curated record. Gene Ontology annotation, molecular function: GTPase activity; protein binding; GTP binding. The coding region runs from base 302 to 2482 and encodes 726 amino acids. NCBI's taxonomy places the organism in Eukaryota, Metazoa, Chordata, Actinopteri, Characiformes, Acestrorhamphidae. The transcript is spliced from 10 exons. Gene Ontology annotation, biological process: small GTPase-mediated signal transduction.
AGCGGAGCUGCUUUCUAAUGAAUGAGCAGGAGCAGGGCUGUGUGGGUCUGUGUCUCUGUGGCUAACUGUGGUUAGCAUUAGCAGCGAGGCUGAGCUGCGAGAGGGUCCGGCCUCGCUGUUCUAAAACAGCCAUGCGUCUGACUCCGGCACUGUCAGUGUAAACCGGCUCCUGAAGCGGAGAGAAGCCGUCCGUCCUCUCGGGCCGCGGCGCUCCGGUCCUCCCGCUGUAGCUCUGCUGGUUUUCAGGUGAAAAUGAAGUUGAUCCGCGGUUCUUCUGCCCAGCGGCGCGCGAGCUCAGCCCAUGGAUAUCGCUUCCUCCUUUCGCUUUCAGACAUCAGCCCAGCCGAUGCACCACUUCCCCUCGAUGCGUUCCCAUUUUAUGGAUUCUGAUAUGGACUAUGAGAGGCCAAAUGUCGAGACCAUCAAGUGUGUGGUUGUCGGAGACAACGCAGUGGGGAAGACCCGGCUCAUCUGUGCCCGGGCCUGCAAUGCCACCCUAACCCAGUAUCAGCUAUUGGCCACACAUGUGCCCACGGUCUGGGCCAUAGACCAGUACAGAGUGUGCCAAGAGGUUCUAGAGCGUUCUCGGGAUGUGGUGGAUGACGUCAGUGUGUCUUUACGACUCUGGGACACUUUCGGAGACCAUCACAAGGACCGACGCUUUGCUUACGGCAGGUCUGAUGUAGUGGUGCUCUGCUUCUCCAUCGCAAACCCAAACUCUCUGCAUCAUGUGCGGACCAUGUGGUACCCUGAAAUUAAGCACUUCUGCCCCAGAGCCCCAGUCAUCCUGGUGGGCUGCCAGCUGGAUCUUAGAUAUGCUGAUCUUGAGGCGGUCAACAGGGCCCGUCGCCCGCUGGCCAGACCUAUAAAAUCCAACGAGAUCCUGCCUCCAGAGAAGGGUCGUGAAGUGGCCAAAGAGCUUGGUGUCCCGUAUUAUGAGACCAGCGUGGUUGCUCAGUUCGGAGUCAAAGACGUUUUUGACAACGCCAUUCGCGCUGCCCUCAUUUCCCGGCGCCACCUGCAGUUCUGGAAGUCCCACUUGCGGAAUGUGCAGAGGCCUCUCCUCCAGGCCCCUUUCCUCCCUCCUAAACCGCCUCCUCCUAUCAUUACAGUACCUGCACCUCCCAGCAGCAUCGAGGAGCAUCCUGGUCGGCUGCUGGAGGAUCCACUGUGCGCUGAUGUUAUCCUCGUCCUGCAGGAGCAGCAUCGUAUUUUCGCCCACCGCAUCUACCUGGCCACGGCUUCCUCCAAGUUUUACGACCUUUUCCUGGCCGAGCGACGCGCUCCUGAAGACACUAAGAAAGAAAAAGAGCGUCCACGGCCUCCGCUUUCUGGACGGGAGCUGCUGAUGCGGGCUGCCAGCUUUGACGUUUGCGAGAGCAUAGAUGAAAGAGACCGGGCGAACCUUCGGGCUUGCACUAGCGACGGAACCCUUAAAGGAGGUGAAGGAGGAGGCCGACUGCUCCCCGCCUUUAGCCGGGCCUUCGUUAGUAUCCAGGAGGAAAUGGUAGAUGACCCGGUCACCUUUAGCUCCAGGCAGAUGACUGUGAUCCACAUGGACCCCUCAAUGCAGCCGGGGCCGUUCAGGGCCGUGCUGCGGUACUUGUACACGGGGAAGCUGGACGAGCGGGAGAAGGAGCUGAUGCAGGUGGCUCACAUUGCGGAGCUGCUGGAGGUGUUUGAUCUGCGCAUGAUGGUGGCCAACAUUCUGAACGAUGAGGCCUUCAUGAACCAGGAGAUCACCAAGGCCUUCCAUGUGAGACGCACCAACCGGGUCAAGGAGUGCUUGGCCAAAGGAACCUUCUCUGAUGUGGUGUUCAAGCUGGAUGAUGGAACAAUAAUGGCCCAUAAGCCUCUGCUCAUCUCAAGCUGCGACUGGAUGGCAGCCAUGUUUGGAGGACCCUUUGUAGAGAGUUGUACUAAAGAGGUAUUGUUUCCGAACACCACGCGUAGCUGUAUGCGUGCAGUGCUGGAGUAUCUCUACACAGGUCGCUUCUGUUCUCGUCCGGACCUGGAUGCUAUGGAGCUCAUUGUCCUCGCUAACCGUCUCUGUCUGCCUCACCUCGUCGCUCUGACAGAGCUGUACACUGUGACCGUGCUUAUGGAGGCUGCUAUGAUGGGAGCUGAUAUAGAUGGAGAUGUACUGGUGUAUCUGGAAAUGGCUCAGUUUCAUGGCGCCCAUCAGCUGGCUGGAUGGUGCCUCCACCACAUCUGCACCAAUUACAAUAGCGUCUGCCGCAAGUUCCCACGUGACAUGAAAGCCAAGUCCACAGAAAACCAGGAAUACUUUGAAAAGCAUCGCUGGCCUCCGGUGUGGUACCUGAAAGAAGACGAUCACUACCAGCGAGCCCGCAAGGAGAGGGAGAAGGAGGACUACCUGUACCAGAAACGGCAGUGUAAGCGCAAGUGGCUCUUCUGGAACCUUCCAUCUUCACCUUCUUCCAACUCCCCUUCCUCUCCUGGCUCCUCGGCCAUCAUGUGAUUGACAGCUGAAGCUUUGUGGCGCUGGUCUGAGAUGGAAUGUAAGUGCACACCUCAGCAGUGGCGGCCAAUUCGGCUCUAAUAGACACUCCCUUCUGUCCAUCGUCCGGACGUACACUGAGCAGGAAUCGCUGGACAGGAAACCGAGGAACCAGAGAGGCUUUUUAUGAUUUGCGCUUACACCCUACAGGUACAGUUCACACUUGAAGCUUUGAUUCCUCUCCAGUUUAAAGUGCAAAGAGCUCCUCAAAGCUGCGGAGCUGUGCUUGUGGAACAGACUCAGCAGAUGAAAAGUGCUAAAAGACAAUUAAUAAACUGCUUACAAAGAGCUUUUCAGCUAUGACAAAACACGACAGCUAAGAACUAUUAAGCAAGAUGUUCUACACAAAACCUCAGUUUUGAGUCUACAUGGAUAGAAGAGCAUUUUUUCCUUCUUUUUUGUUUGCUCUGCCAUCAGAUAUGAUAAUGGUCAGGCACUGCAUGUAGGGAGGAGCAUGCAGAUAUUAGCUGCAGCAGAAUGUUACAUUAGGCAAACUUGGUCCAAACUAUCGGGUGACACAAAUGAAUUAUCUGGAAUCAAAUUAUGUUUUUUUUUUUGUUUUGUUUUUUUUCCUUUCUCGUUCUUCCUGAUAUUGUGGAAACAUAAUGCUGAAUGUUAAAUGUGCCCGGCUGACCCUGGCAGUGAGUUUGAAACAAAUUUGAUUCUCCUGCUCACUGUGGCCUGGGUUAUUUUUGUGUGUUUUUUGUUUUCUGCUGACCUUUUAAAAGAAAAGGGCUCUCGUUUUCUCAUUAUAAUUGGACCCUCUCUCACAUGUUCACUGGACAAGUGUAAAUUGGACGUCGAGAGGAUAAUGGAAUUGCACACAAACCGUUGUUUGACAUUAUUCAGCAGCAAUAGUCAAGUGCAUGCCAGCACUCCUCAACACUCAACCUACUCACCAUAUUGAAAACAAACAGCUCUAAUCACUGCAAAAUCGGCCCCAAGUUAACGGUAUCACUUUUUUUUUUUCUGAGUCUUUAAAUGGCAUGGCUCAAUGCCCAGAGAUUCUGUGUAGCCAGGAUGUGGUCAGACACUGCAGUCCGGACCAAAGUAAAUUCUUGAUUGCUUCGUUUUAAGGGUGCCCAACUCUGCUCUUUUAAUAGUAUGAUGGUUUUUGGGUGGGUUCUGCUUACUUAAAAUUUAAAAUGUUUUCUUUGCAUAUGCAAGUACAUUUGAAAGCAGGCAGACGUGACCAGAAUGUAGAAUCUCUAAAUGUUUUUAAAGGCUUUUGAGGGCAGAAACGUGAUUAACACAGUGAUGCAAACGCAGACACUUCGAGGUACACAGACUAGGUUUCCUAUGUUGUUGCAGUGUGUUUUAAAAAUGUGUCAAGAUGAUUUUUUUUAACACAACAGAAACUUAUGGUGUAUUCUCAGCUUUGCCACAAGGCAAACAGCUGAGUUGUCUUGUACCUUUAGAGAGUGCUUUUUUUUUCAGUCAGCUGUCUUGACGCUAUGACUUUUCCUCUGUUGGCUCCUUGAGUACUGAGUAUUUUAACAGUCUCAGUAACGUACAGGCCAACUUAGCCAUCAGCACGUACCCUUCAUACAUCAAAUGUAUGCUGUAGCCUGUGUUCCCUCACACGUAGCUACGUACCCAUUGCUGCAGCCUACAGAAUUCCCCCUCUUUUGCCCUGACACAUUUGCCCUUAAAAACAGGAAUUGAAAACGUGCGUGUACCAGGACAAAGAUACAUGGUGUAAAUUAUAAGACACAUGAUGUACUGAACAAUCAGAUAAAGAUGCUGAAUCAGUGCCCUUCAUACUUCAACUGUAUGCUGUAGCUGCGUACCUAUUGCGGCCGCCUACAGCAUAGCCUGACAGGAACUUUCCCAAAAAAAUAACUAUGUGUUGUAGAGAUGCAGAGCACAACAGCUCUUAUUGUUCCAAUGAACAUUCCUGCCUUCUGUUUUAUUAGUAAUAUUGCAGAGGGACACAAACACAAAAAAAACACACCGACCCAAAAUUAUAACUGCUCUCACAUUGUAUUUUUUGGGCUAUCAAUGCUAGAUUUUGUGAAUUGUUGCGUAAAAAAAAAGGAAUUAUUCAUUGCCAGCUGCAUUCUAAGCUCUGCCACUAGGGGCACUACUUCCAAAGGCUGUACAGUGACGAGUUUUCGGUGACUUCCGUCAGCUGUUUCUUUCUUAAUUUGGCCAGGCUACACUGUAGAUUCUGUAUUGACUUGACGCAGAAUUGAAAAUUGGCCUAGUUGCACGUCGCAAUGCUUAUUGCUAUUUUACACCCAAUGAACAGUCUAUUUUCAUGCCUUGCGCUGUUUUAACAGCGAAGCUGAUUACGAUCAAUGUUUGCCAUAUUUCUAUGUUGGCAAUGAAAAUACAGGUGCGCCACUGACUAAUUAGAACCCUAACAGUCAACAGUCAGACGUUCAUAGCUGUCUUAGCAAGGCUGUUCUCGUAAAUGACCUGCUCGCUUCUGCUGAAAGGACAAAGGCACUGUGGCAUUAAAAUCCCAAUCCACCAAAGUCAGAGUGGCACAGUGUAUUUCACAUUACGCCCAAAGCACUCCCAUGAUUAAGCAAGAGAAACACAUAGGGCCCAAUGUGUGUCUUUAAAUUUGCAUUUGCACACUUGUGUCGAGUAUGUUUCUGGCCUAAUAUAGUAAAUUCAGGAUCUAAAGUACGUCAACAUGGCUGUUGAUCUCAGAGCAAAGUUGGGCACCAUUGUUUUACUUGGUGAAAGCUGCAUGUCUCCCUCUAAAUUGUAAUGUUGGAAAUGCAUAUGUAGGCUCACAGGCAGGCCUGUGACUAGUUUAUCUAGUUCAACUUAUCUAGAUUUGCUGUUUGCUGGACUUGGCAAACAGUAUUUCUGUCUAUAUAGAGAGCAAGCAAUGCUUAAGCAUAGCUAAUAAAAAGACAAACUUAGUUUCAGAGUUUCAGAGUGCUGAAGAAACUGUAGAAUGUAGAAUGCAAUGUAAUCAAAGAAGACUAAUCAUUUUUAUUACUAUUAUUACUAUUAUUAUUAUUGCACAUCAAAUGAAGUAGAACUAUACAGAGAUGAAACUGAAGAUAAUGUAGGAAUUCUAGUAUAAAAUGCCACUAUUUAACAUGCUUUGGAACUGAAUGCGUUUACACUGCUUAAUCUGAACCCCUGAGAGGUGGGUUAUAUUGCCAGCAUGGUACUUAUUCUGUAGUAUAGAACCGAACUGCACUGCAAGAGUUUUUAUUCCACAUUUGUGCUCUGUCUAGUUCAGCUGAUAGACCACUGUACACCUGUAGACAGUUGUCCCAGCGGAGCAUACGUCUGAUCAUAGCCUCGUUUGAACAUAUACUCCCACAUUUGAGUUUACGAGCUGCAAAUAUUUUAUGGGUUGCAUUUAAUUUAUAACGGCUUUAAAUUAUUUAACUAAAAUUUACAUCUCUAAGCUUUAAAUGUAAUUCGUAGAAAAUUAUAGAGAUGAAUGGUCAUUUUGAUCAAUUAGAAAACUUGCAGGACAACUAAAUGCCACCUUGCUUUGUGUCAGCAAAGAGUUCCCUGCAACAGGUUCACACUUUUAAUCAAUUAAACAACUAACUAAUUAUGCUGCAAUUUUUAUCAGUUAUAGCUGAAAAUAUCACAGACCUCAUAGCCUCAGAUUUACAGCAUAAUGAAAGAAAAUAAAUAUCAUUUCUUUCAUACAUUUGACUUCAGUUCUGUAACACUACAUAUAAACUGAGAGGGACAAACUAGGAAUUAACUAGGAGUAAUAGGUAGUGUUGUGGAAAUUGACAAACGACCAAGUCCAGGAUGCUAAAAGAAAAGUACUUUAUUUGUACAAAGUAUCAAGAGAAAAAGUAUAAGCAAGAAAUUAAAUUAAGAAUCAGAAAAAGAGUGAGCACGCUCUCACCUCCUCUCAAUUGGACACUUAUAUAGCUUUAAAAGGGUGAGGCAUCGCUUAUACAUGCAGUAAUCUUAAUGUCUUUAUCUGUCUGUUCGUGCAAGAUUUUACCGAAAAUGGGAAUGAUUUAAGAGCUUAAACACCCUCGUUUUGCCCUGACACAUACAGUAUUGCGCCUAAAAACAGGAAUUGAAAACUUGCAUGUACCAGGACUAAGACAAAGAUACAUGGUUUAAUUAUACGACACAUGAUGUACUGAACAUUCAGAUAAAAAAUGCUGAAUCAGUGGAUCAUUGGAUGGCACUUAUCUGUUUCUAGGCUGAAAAGGCCAGACUAGGCCUUACACAGCCUCAUUAUAAAACAUAUACAUUCACAUAAGAGAUCAGGAGUAAAACACAUAAAAGUAGGAUAAUGUAAAAAACACAAACAAGUAAUAUAAUGGAUAACAAAUGACCAAAUGGAGGAAAAUCAAUUAACCAAGAAUAAAAUACUGAUUGGACAAUCAGAAUGAUAGCAAGGAUUAAAUAACCACCAAGAAAGAAUUAAACUGCUGAUUUUUCAGCAAUUACAAUGUUGAAUAUUUUAGCGAAAACUAGCUAAGUUUUUUAUAUUAUCAGUUAAUAAAUGACCAUUUAUUUGUACAUGAGAGACCUGGUUUGAACUUUCUCUGAAUUUCAGUCACUUCAUAUCACUGAAUCAUGACUAAUGUGAUGAACAAAUUUUAAAUGAAAUAAAUUAUUGACACAGAAAAGAAAAUAACAAUGCAAUUCACUUCUCUGUUUAGCUGCAAAACAUUUCUAAAUGGCUGCCAAGAAUUUAAAUUAUAUUCUAAAGUCUAUGUCUAUGUGACAAUGUUUUGACCAACUGCACUUCAUACAGUACUAGUUAAGAUUCUGCUAAUUUUACGCUAAUUGUGUUUAAUGCUGUAAAAUUUCAUUAUAGUACAGUUCAAUUCGGUACGUCCAUUCCAACAUUUUAGACAGGUAACACAUUCCAAACAAAAAAAAAAAGGUUGAGAUGGUAAAGCAUUUACCACUCUGUAAUAUUGCCAUUCCUUCUCAAAGCACUUUGGUGAUUUGCAACAGUGAAGGCUCAUUGUUUUUUGUUUCAUAAAUCUCCACACAUUUUCUUUCAUAGAAAGGUCAGGGCUGCAGGCGAGUCAGUUCAGUACCCUUGCUUUUGUUAUGUGUGCAGCAUUCGCAUUGUCUCUUUGAAAAAUGUAUAGACAUACCUGGAAAAUGUGUUGUCUUGAAGGCAGCAUAUGUUAUUCUAAGACCUCAGUACUUUUUUACUCCCCUGUACCAUGACAGAACCCAGGUUUAGCUGAUCACAGUGUGAAUUUUCAGAAUAUCUAUUUUUUGCAUGCUGGAAUGCUGAUUCGUCUGAUCAAAACACAUGUUUAUACCGAGUGAUGUACCAUCUUACAUACCUCCUCGUUAAACUGACAAUGAAAGACCCAAAUCCCAAAAGUUUGAACUCACCCACGAAAUUUUUGAAUAAUUUGCAAAGAAUACAAAAAGUGACAAUCUGUAAGUUUUGGGAACUAGAGACGAAUUUUGAAGUAUGCCGGCAAGUACUUUAAAACAUGCAUUGAGGUUUAUUCUCCUUACAGAGAUGACACAUGUUAAUGAUGACACAUGUACUUUAGAAAUAAUAUACAGCUCUGGAAAAAAAUAAGUGGCCACUUCAGUUUCUGAAUCGGUUUCUCUGAUUUUGCUAUUUACAGGUAUUUGUUCGAGUAAAAUGAACAUUGUUGUCAUAUUCUAUACACUACAGACAUACGAACAUUUCUCCCAAAUUCCAAAUGAAAAUAUUGUCAUUUAGAGCAUUUAUUUGCAGAAAAUGAGAAAUAGCUGGAAUAACAAAAAAAAUGCAGAGCUUUCAGACCUCAGAUAAUGCAAAGAAAACAAGUUCAUAUUCAUAAAGUUUUAAGAGCUCAGAAAUCAAGAUUUGGUGAAUUAACCCUGGUUUUUAAUCACAGUUUUCAGGCAUCUUGGCAUGUUCUCCUCCACCAGCCUUACACACUGCUUUUGAAUAACUUUAUGCCAAUUCGUGGUGCAAAAAUUCAAGCAGUACAGCUUGGUUUGAUGGCUUGUGAUCAUCCAUCUUCCUCUUGAUUACAUUCCAGAGGUUUUCAAUUUGGUAAAAUAAAAAAAAUAUAUUUUUUUUCCAGAGCUGUAUUUGAUUUUGCAAGGAUGGUCGCAGAAACACAUUGAUGCAAGAAAAAAUGCAUCAAUUUAAAAGAAUUAAAAGAAAAAAAUCUUACGGACAGCUGCUUUAAUAUUACUGAAACAUGACUAAUUCGAUAGACGGACCUUGGGACAUGGAAAAACUCUGUAAUAACGGAAAAACAAAAACAAUGUAAGCAACUUCACCUCUUAAUUUAAUAACUACAUCCAACUUAUGUUCAGCUGGUGCAACAGCUUUAUGUUUUUUUGUAUUUAUUAAAUACUGAUUUAUAAGAGUGAUUGUUGUGAAGUAUUUGUAAAGCAACAAUUCAUUCUUUUUCGUUGCACAUUAGAGUGGAGCAUGCCCUGUAUGCCUUCCAUUCAGCAAUAUUCAUAAAGCGGCUCUCAUCCUCUUUGCUGCUGCAGAGAACAAAUCCUUCUUCUCCUGCGUGCAGCCAGGUGACAUUUACACAAACAUUUCACCGUGACUUUUCAGAUGAUUAUCUCAUUUAAUACCGAGAAUGUCAGUUUGCUCUACUGGUAUUAAUAAUAAUCAGAGAAAGCCUGCAUGCAGGAGAUCAAAGUGAACCUCAGUGGGAGGUUAGUGUCAACCGUAAAAGCAUAAAUAGUCAGCGCUCUCUUCCUGUAAGAUGUGUACAGUCUGGAGCUGCUGAGAUAACCCCUCAGUGGCUCACUUCAAGACAUUCAGGCAUAUCUGUGUGUGUGUACAGUAAUGGUGCAACCUGUCCAGUAUCUGUGACACUAGGGGUUUAACGGUAAAUAGAAGUCGCGGUUAGGUGAGUUUGACACAGUACGAAGCACCAACAAUCCCAAAUGCGUGUGGCGUAUGUUCUUCUUAUUUAUUAGACCUGUAAUAUAAACAGUAAUAUUGGUUACACUUUGUUUCACACAAGAGAUAAUCAAUUAACAACACAUAUAAAACAUAACCAUGUUAUUUAUGAAUUUCUUCUAUACACUGUUCUUCAGAAACCAAAAGUGUCUCAUCUAUGGUAUCACUCAAAAAAAAAAACAAUUGUGUCUUUAAAAAAGUACAUACUGUAAUUUCUAUAUAAUACAAGUGUUUUUUUUUCUGAAACACAUACGAUAAUGCAUUUACCACUUUGUGACAUUAUCAUUCAUUCUUACAAUGCUUAAAAAGACAUUUGUGCUACCGCAGAUAUCAAGUGAUAUUUUGGCUACUUUCAAAUUAAAAGCCACAUUGCUCUAAUCAGAUUUUUUGCUCAGAUCAAGUUUGGCUUGUCUCUAAAACACCUCACAUGUGCACAUUGAUACGUGUAUAAACGUUGCCUUCUUCACCAACAACAGAAAACAUUAUAUAAUAGAGAGACGACUCAUAGCUUUAUAAAGUUGAAAUGGAUGAGUUAGCAGCUCAUAUAUGGAGCAUCUUUUGCUGGAGUGGAGAAACAGUAAACAGCUGGUCUGAAGUUCAUGCUCAGGUCGAGGAGGUGAAAAAAGGUCAGGCGGUUUGCUUUUGCUGUUUUUUUGCAGCUAUAGCUGCACAGCUGCACCAAGAGACGUGUGAAUAUGAGAGAGAAGCAUGUAGCGCAUGCGUAAAAACAAAAAGACCCAUGAAUUCGGAUUUGACUGUUCACAUUCAUGUCACAUGUCCAUGGAUCGAAUACGUAUCUGAUUUAGGACCACAUAUGGAAGUGACUCUAAUCUGAUUUGUAAAAAUCCGAUUUUGCAAGUUCACACAGUCAUAAAAAAUCUGAUCUGAUCACAUUUGAGCAAAACAUCAGAUUUAAGUCACUGCAGCCUGGUAAUAUAAAUGUAGCCUUUGUUUUAUUCUUCCAGCAAACAGUAUGGGGUCUUUGUCAUAUUUUCUUAAUUCUCACACAUUCUCUGUUGAGGAGAGUAAAGGACUGCAAGCAGGUCAUUCCAGUAUCUGUACCCUCUUCUUCCGCAUUCAUGCCUUUGUAAUGUGUGCAGCAUGUGCUUAUGCAUUGUUCUGCAGAAAAAAAUGCAGGCCAUCACUUUUACACAGUAACGUUUUAGGUGGCAUUUAUGGUUUGCCAAAGCAUUGUCUGAAGCUCUAAAUUGCCCCGUAAAAACUUUUUUUCUGGAAUGUGUUGCUGGCCUGAAAUACAGGAAUGGAUGUAUAUUAACAAAUGAAAUGAAAUUGACCCCACAAAACAUGCAUUUUUGGUAGAGAGUCAUGUGAUAUGCCUAAAUUCAAGUCUUUGAGGUGAGGUUCUGUGAAAGCCAGCCAGUAAACUACUAAAAUAAACUCGACUUUGAGGGGCAACUUUCUGUAAAAACGAAAUUGUCUUAUUUCUAAAGUAUUUCAUCACUACAGGAUUGUACUGACCUUUACUGCUAGUGUUUCAGAUGUUGACUGAAUUCAGAUAUAGACUGAAACUGUGCACAUUUACAAAUGGUCAUUAAUGCCACGUUAUAACAGAGGUUUAACAAGAAACUGUUAAUCUGCAUCAGUUUAUUCUGUGGAAAUUGGAAACAUUGCAUUUUAUAACCUAAACCACUAACAGAAAAAAAGUUAGUUUGACCCAAAUAUCAGGUUUUGAGAUGUUUUGAUAUUGCAAAAUGUGUAGAAAACAUAGGGAUUGAUUUAUGUACAAACGAAACCAAAUCUGACAAACCAACUGACAAAAAAUGACAUUAUCUUUGGACAUGCAUUAGGGAUUUCUCAGCUAAAUUAACUGAACCCUGCUGCUGCAGAGGAGACACCCCAUGCCUUAAUGUAAAGUAUCUAUAUGUGACAGUAAAGGGUUCUCUUGUCACUCUGUACUGUAUGUGUUUGUACUGAAAUAUUGGGAAAACUUUGUAAGUACCAAACAUGUUGUACACUGUGUAUGUAUAUAGAUAUAUUAUAUACUGGAAUUAUUCAUGCUGUACAUGUGUGACGUAGUGUAUGUGUGUGUCAUUUUGAAUGUUUGUCAUUUAAAGAGUUGUUUGCCUUUUUUAUGUUUUUAGUUGGCUUUGUUAAAUAGCAGUUUAGAAUAAGUAAAAUGUACUGUGUCCAUGUCAUUUGAAUGUACCAUUACUGAUUGGUUGCCUUUCAAACCCUAGAAUUUAGCAUUUUUGUUACUUUAUUU